AUGCUGGCCUGGCAGGAUGGCGGGGCCAAGGCGGCUCCCUCUUCCCACAAGAUCUCCUUCUCGGUCCUGGACAUCCUGGAUCCGCAGAAAUUCACCCGCUCUGCCCUCCCGGCGGUGCGCCCCCCGCCGCGGGAAGCCAAGAAAAGUUUGGCGGAGGACGAAGCGGGAAAGGACGCCAGCCCCGAGGACCCGGCCCGGCACCGGGAGACCCCUGAUGCCGCGGGUCGAGGCCCGGGCGCGGCGUCCCCGCUGGAGGGCUCGGAGGCGGAGGAAGCGGAGGACCCGGAGGACGCGGGGCGGCGCCAGCGGCGGGAGCGCGCGGCGCGCUCCCCCGAGUGCAGCACGGUUCGGGAGAAGCGAGUGCGCCUCGAACCCUUCAUCACAGGGCAGUUUGGGCAGGGCGGGGCGGGGGGCGGGGCCCAAGGUGAGGGGCGCCUCGCCCUCCGCCGCCAGCCAAUAGGAGGCGAGGGCUUCCCGGGGGCGGGGCGGAAGCUGCUUCUUAAGGCCUGGUGA
Molecule: messenger RNA, 513 nt
Organism: Orycteropus afer afer
Lineage: Eukaryota; Metazoa; Chordata; Mammalia; Tubulidentata; Orycteropodidae
Gene: NKX1-2
Product: NK1 homeobox 2
Exons: 3
Coding region: 1-513 (170 amino acids)
Source: RefSeq, a predicted model, not a curated record